Molecule: messenger RNA, 1625 nt
Organism: Cyclopterus lumpus (lumpfish)
Lineage: Eukaryota; Metazoa; Chordata; Actinopteri; Perciformes; Cyclopteridae
Exons: 4
Coding region: 1-1425 (474 amino acids)
Source: RefSeq, a predicted model, not a curated record
AUGGCACACGAUGACGUCUACGCGGCGGUGAAAUCCGACGCUUGUCUCAUGGAGUACGGCGAGCACCUGUACGGCCGGUGCGGCAUCGACCGAGAGCUCCGCCUCCGUCACAAGAUGCGAGAGCUGGGGAGGCUCCUGCUCUGCUCCAGGAGAACCAACCGGCUGAAGACCAUGCGUGACCACGUGGCGCCCGCCAACUUAAUGCACGCGGUUCGGGCGGUGAGGCGCGCGUCGGGCUUCGACUGCGACACCAACACCUACGAGAGGCCGAGCCUCGCCCUCAAGCUCGGCUGCGCCCUGAAGGCCAUUUCGCGGCUCGCCGAGAGCCGGGCGGUGGCGCAGGGCGACCGCGGCGCCGCCAACGACGCCCGCGCCUUCCGCAGAGAGUACAACGCCAGCUGGGAGGAGCUGGUGUCGGACGCGUCGUUCCGGAGAGACGAGCGGGAGGCGCCGCCGUUGCUCCCGUUCGCCAACGACAUCCGGGCCCUCCACUCCUACCUAGACGCGCAGCAGCAACGCGGCCGGCGAGAGCUGCACGCGGCGCCGACGCCCCGGAAUUGGGCGCUGCUCACGAAGAUCACGCUGACGCAGGUCGUCUUGUUCAACCGGCGGAGAACGCUGGAGGUCUCCGCCGCGAGCCUCUCCGCGUUCCUGUCUCCGGAUCCUGAGACGCCCGAGGAUGACGGGAACGCGGCGCUCUCGGAACUGGAAAAGGAGCUCGGUCAGCACUUCAGCAGAAUGGAGGUACGCGGGGAAAAGGGGGAAAAGGUCACGGUGCUUUUGACCCCGGCGAUGCGGCAGGCGCUGAAUCUGCUUCUCGGCAAACGGCGGGAGUGUCGGGUUCCUCUGGAGAACACAUACUUGUUCGCCAGACCCUUGGCCAUGGACUGCUUCCAGGGGGCCGACGCACUUCAAUUCUUCUCCAGGUUCUGCGGCGCUAAAAGCCCCGAAAGUUUGACCUCUCCGAAGCUGCACCGGCAGACGGAGGCCCUGUCUCGGGUGCUGAACCUCGGGAACCCGGAGCCGGACUGGCUGGCCGAUCUUCUCGGGCGAGACGUGAGGGUCAACCGGCAGUUCUACCGACUCCCCGAGGGCGCCCUGCAGCUGGCGAAGAUCGGCAAGGUCUUCAUGGCGCUGGACCGGGGCCGCCUGGCAGACUUCCAGGGCAAGAGCCUGGAGGACGUCGGCGUUGACCCCGAUGAGACCGUGCAAAUGGACGGCGACCACGUGUCAGACGCACAACUGCCAGAUGUGGUGAGCCCUCCGGCUUGCAAGAAGUAUCCAGAAAGAAAAAGACGUCGCCGGUGGGUGCCGGAGGAGAUGGCGGCCGUGCACACGGACUCAAGCGCUGCGUUCCUCGAGCUGGAAAAGAGAAGCGCUCAGAAACAGGAAGUGGCCCAGCGGCAAAUUCUACAUCAAGAAUAAAAUCGUUGCGCUUUUUAAUCGGAUCCUUUUUGAAUUUUUGAUUUUAUUUUUUUUUUUGCAAGGAAAAGACAUUUCGAUGUUUGGUGUUUGUUGUUCCUCAAGUCGUUCCUUAUCUCCUUAUCUCCUUAUCUCCUUAUCUCCUCUCACCUUUUACAUUCUACACUAAUACUUGAAUUGCAGCUCUCAGGAACAAAUAUUUU